ACAUGGUGGGAAACGUGAUGAUAGAAAUGAGAACGAGUAUUAAUCUCGAAAACGAUGAAAUGAGGGGGAUAAGAAACACUCCCUGCGGGUUUUGCUCAAAGGGAUUUGUCCUUUUUCCCAAUGGCGCGGUGACAAGCUACUGCACAUAAGGCACGCUGGGAGACCGCCAAGUUAGUUUUGGGAUAUAGGCAACGAUGCUGACCACGGCGGCAAUCCCCUUGUGGGUUCUCCCUCCCACGCCGACCGGGGCCCCCGGCUUGCUGCCUUCCCGGAGAAAUCCCUUUGUGAGUCUUCUUGUGGCAAGGAGGCCCAAACGAUUGAAGUCUUGGUCGGGUAAGAAAGGAAUCAUCAGUGGGCUUCUGCCCGUCGACCCAUGGGCACCAACGGUUGAUUCCCAGAGCAUCGCUUCCCAACUCUUUGCUGCCUCUCUUUUCCCCUAUCUUGGGUUCCUUUAUUUCAUCACCAAGUCGGAAACUUCUCCGAAGCUCACGCUCUUUGGCUUCUACUUCUUGCUUGCGUUUGUUGGUGCUACGAUUCCAGCUGGUAUUUAUGCUAAAAUCAACUAUGGAACCUCCUUGUCAAAUGUUGAUUGGCUACAUGGCGGUGCUGAAUUUUUGUUAACCCUGACAAAUUUGUUCGUUGUGAUUGGACUGAGAGAAGCAUUAAGGAAGUUCAGAAGAGAAACAGGAGAAGAAGCAUCAAAAGCCAGUUCAAAAGCUGAAGAGAAGCAAACCUCAGCCUAAUGUUGAAAAGGACCCAGUGAAAAGAUUACUCUGUGCUGCCAUCGAAAACCUCAUUAAAUGUAAGAAUGAGGUUGUGCUUGCUCAACUCCCUCUUCGAGGCCAUGUGUUCAUUUUCGAUCUGUUGGACUUAAACAAGCCGUAGCCUCAUCUAUUGUUCUAUUGUUCUUUUGCUUGGCUUUCAUCCACUAUGACAGUUAUUGCCAUUUAAUCAAAUUUCUACCCCAGG
Nymphaea colorata (pocket water lily) is the source of this 969-nucleotide messenger RNA. RefSeq lists its product as uncharacterized. NCBI's taxonomy places the organism in Eukaryota, Viridiplantae, Streptophyta, Magnoliopsida, Nymphaeales, Nymphaeaceae. The transcript is spliced from 4 exons. Bases 195 to 743 code for a protein of 182 amino acids. The record is from RefSeq and is a predicted model, not a curated record.